Messenger RNA from Eutrema salsugineum, 806 nucleotides. RefSeq names its product DEAD-box ATP-dependent RNA helicase 1-like. The record is from RefSeq and is a predicted model, not a curated record. The transcript has 3 exons. Gene Ontology annotation, molecular function: nucleic acid binding; ATP binding. Gene Ontology annotation, cellular component: nucleus. Lineage: Eukaryota; Viridiplantae; Streptophyta; Magnoliopsida; Brassicales; Brassicaceae. The coding region runs from base 279 to 806 and encodes 175 amino acids.
UUGAUUUUGUUUAAAACGACUUCGUUUUAGUUCUCUUCUUUCAAUUUUCCGGCGAGCUCUCUUCCUCUGGAAUUCUGAUUAGAUUCUGAUUAGAGCUCUCUUCGUUCAAUACCUACUUUACUCGUUAAAAAUCACGAAGCUGCUGAUUUCUUGUAUCUGGGUUUGUCCAGAGACAAGCUUCUCUCUCUGACCUUCUCACUCACCGUCACAACUUUGAGCUCUCCUCUGCUAGUCAUCGCCGGAGAGAUUCUUCAGAGAAACAAAACGCUUAAGCGAGUAUGGGGAGAGAUGAAGAGAAUCCAGCGGAGAGAGAGACGAAUUCAGUUGUUCCAUGGAUGAGAGCUCCGGUUGACGUCAGCAAUGUCGAAAACUGCCCUCUUGAAACCCUUCCUUUCCUUGAUCCCAGGUUGAACAAGGCAUUGGGGAAGAUGGGUAUAUCUUCACUUUUUCCGGUGCAAUUUGCAGUUUGGCAUGAGACAAUAGGGCCAGGUGGUUUCGAGAGAGACCUCUGUGUUAACUCUCCAACAGGAAGUGGAAAGACUUUGUCUUACGCUUUACCAAUUGUGCAGAUCCUUUCAUCUCGUGCAGUUACAUGCCUCCGUGCUUUAGUCGUAUUGCCCACUCGUGAUUUAGCCUUGCAGGCGGUAUUGUCCUCAGUAUCGGUUCAUACGAUGAGUGUGAUAUGUAUGCCUGCGGGUUUAUUGGAGGAGCUGGAUAAAGUCUCGCGUUCGUUUCUCUGGGGAAGCACUCGGGAAACGAAAACAGCACCUUAUAGCGUGGAGGAAGGUGUGCUUACCGAAGGAUGA